AUGUCUACUCUCCUGUUUGACCCAUUGACAACGACAACUGUCGAGCUGCAGCAGCGACUAGUUAGCGGUAAAUUAAGUAGUGUUCAGAUUAUCGAGACAUACCUCACCCAAAUAGAUGCACAUAAUCCGGCCCUUAAUGCCUUCAUCUCACUUGCUCCUCGAGAUGCUCUUAGAAGCAUCGCAGCAGCGCUCGAUGAUGAGCGCGCUGCUGGAUCUCUUCGCGGCCCUUUCCAUGGCAUACCCAUUGUUCUAAAGGAUAGCAUUAUGACGGCUUCAGAGCUUGGGAUGCCUACAACUGCGGGCUCUUUCGCGCUGGUGCAAGCCAAAUGCAAAAAGAAUGCUCCGUUGGUAGAAAAAUUAAUAGAUGCUGGCCUAAUCAUCCUGGGCAAGGCCAAUUUGACCGAGUUCUGUGGCCUGAAGACCUCGGCCAUGAUGCCUGGAUGGUCUGCUUACGGUGGCCAGACGCUGUCUCCGUAUGUUGGCCAGAUUGAGGAUAAUGAGACAAUUCUUGGACACUCUUCGCCUUAUUACCCUGAAGUUUCGUCUAAUAGAGCAUGUGCACAGUCACCUGGAGGCUCAUCGACAGGACCAGCUGUAGCUAUAGCUGCUGGAUUUGCCCCUCUGUCGAUAGGCACUGAGACUACAGGAUCGAUUAUGGUGCCUGCGUCCCGAAACGCCCUGUAUGCAAUCAAGCCUACUGUUGGGGAUGUCGACAUGAGAGGAGUGUUCUCUCUAAGUGAACUCUAUGAUGCCGCCGGACCAAUGGCGAAAUCAACCGCUGAUCUUGUGCCUGUAACCGAGAUACUCCUGGGUCGCAAACUGACCUCUGCAGGGCAAAAAAAUUGGCAAGGUUUGUCAGUUGGCUUCGCUGAUCCGAGGGUAUGGAAUCUGGGCGACUCAAUGUGCCGACAGCAUGAAGGCACAGCAGAAGAGAUGAUCGAGACUUACGAGCUAGUUGUCUCCAUGUUAAAGGAGGCCGGUGGCGCUAUCCAUUAUCCCGUUGCUGUCCCGGAUGUUUCAGAGUUGACCGUUGAUGGUAAAGAGGCAUUUAUGAAGAUUGCAUUUUGGGAUUGCAAGAACAGAACCAUUGACAAUUUUCUCAAAGAAUACGAGGAAUCGCCCGUGCGAUCGCUUGCUGACAUUGUUAAGUUCAAUGAAGAGCACAAAGAUGAUGCUCUCCCUCAUCCAUUCCCUGACCAGAGUGAUCUUCACAAGUGUCUGGCCAACGCCGAUGAGGAAGAAGAGAUAGAGUUUCUCAAGAAGGGACUACGGGCAAAAGCGAGACAACUUUUGGACUCUACCUUCGAUACGGAAGGAGUGAGCAUUAUCGCUGCGCCCACAGAUUCGGCGCUGCUGAUCCAUGGCGCAGCUGCAGGCUACCCUACUGCAAAUGUUCCUCUUGGAAUUCUGUCGUACAAUGGCAGAGCAUACGGUACUUGUUUAAUUGCCAAGGCAGGCGAGGAAGAGACGCUGCUGCAGUUUAUGAGUAUCUAUGAGAACACGCUCUCACCAAGGCCUGUUCCUGAUCUUAGAAAGCUAUCCCCCAUAGCAGGCCAUAAAAAGAUAGGGCCUCAGUGA
Molecule: messenger RNA, 1578 nt
Organism: Trichoderma harzianum CBS 226.95
Lineage: Eukaryota; Fungi; Ascomycota; Sordariomycetes; Hypocreales; Hypocreaceae
Exons: 7
Coding region: 1-1578 (525 amino acids)
Source: RefSeq, a predicted model, not a curated record